AUGCAGUUCUCCGCUGUCCUCAUCGCCGCUAUUGCUUGCGCUACUGGCGCCCUCGCCGAUCUGCACUCCUACGCAUGGUGCGCAGACAAAGUCUUCGAAGGCAUCAACGAGUCCAACCCUGAGAACAACGAUGCCACGAAGAUCGCCUGCGGCAAAUACAAGCUGCGGACACGGGCAACAACCAGUGGGACACUUGGCCCGACUGUUCCACUCUACCGCGGUGACGUCUUGGUCUGCAACUCGCCUGACAAGCACAUUGGUGGCGAUGAGUGGAACUACUAUUGCACCAACUCCGGUGCCGAUAUGGGCAAGGCUUCCUAG
Molecule: messenger RNA, 321 nt
Organism: Ilyonectria robusta
Lineage: Eukaryota; Fungi; Ascomycota; Sordariomycetes; Hypocreales; Nectriaceae
Exons: 4
Coding region: 1-321 (106 amino acids)
Source: RefSeq, a predicted model, not a curated record